Spirodela intermedia is the source of this 1156-nucleotide messenger RNA. The record is from the annotation of a GenBank genome assembly. NCBI's taxonomy places the organism in Eukaryota, Viridiplantae, Streptophyta, Magnoliopsida, Alismatales, Araceae.
AUGGCGAACACGAGCGUUGUCUCGGUUCCUCUGCAAGUGCGAAAGAAGAACUCGGUGAAUGCUGUUUUCUCGUCUUCUGCUGCUAGCGCUCGACCGAUCUGCAGCUUUCCUCCGACAAUCCGUCCCUUAUCGUUCAGGAAAGGAAAAGGCUAUAUUUCUCUCACUCUCCCUUCGGAUUCUUCGCGUUCAGCCGUGGAAUCGUUGAAUCCUUCACUGUCCGAAGAGGGGAAGCCUCAGAUCGAGCUCGAAUUCAUCUCGGUAAUAAGCUGUCUGUUGUACUCUCGCCGAAUAUUCCCCUCCCCUUUCUCUUAUCCUGUUUCUCUCUUCUUGCUUUACUCUUUAACAGCCAAAGCCAGAGGCCGAUGGAUCGUACCAGAGGCAGAGCGCGACGGCCGACAGCGGCGAGAAACUUCUCCGUAACAUCAUGCUCGACAACAAGAUCGAACUGUACGCCACCUACGUAAGUUAGAAACAAAUCCGACGGGAUAAACGUCGUGCAAGAACCGGUCGACUCUUCAUCUCUCUCUACUCUGCAGGGGAAAGUGAUGAACUGCGGAGGCGGGGGAAGCUGCGGAACUUGCAUUGUGGAGGUUCGGUCUUGAAAGACGAUUUGAUUACCUUCAGCUAUCCCCCACGUUGUCACAUUCUCUUCGUCCCUCUCCAAUCUCCCCCCCCCCCUCCCGUCUUCCGUACUCCCAUGCAACUCCGACGAAGCCAGUGACAGCCCUAUGCGAAAUUAAUCGAGGUUUUUUUCAGUGUUCUCUGAUUUGAUUGAACUUUUUCUGCACCGUCAUCCUGUCUCGCAGAUCAUCGAGGGGAAGGAACUCCUGAACGAACCAACCAACACCGAGGGACGAUAUCUGAAGAAGGUAGGCUCGACCGCCCUCGUUUCCCCUGUCCGCAUUUCGAAAUGCCAUCAUCUCUGAACUGGAACAACAUCGCAGAAACCCGAAUCCUGGAGGCUCGCAUGCCAGACUAUAGUCGGGAACAAGGAGAACUCUGGCAAGGUACGAUGAAUUAAUUUAUCGCCAUUCCUGUAGAACUAAGCCUUCAGCCACACAGUUCUUUAAUCCUGGCUUCUGAUCGAUCGGCGAUUCCCUGCUAUCUCUGCUCGUCUCAGGUGGUCGUUCAGCGCAUUCCCCAGCGGAAGAAAUGA